Messenger RNA from Schistocerca gregaria, 7348 nucleotides. RefSeq names its product mucin-5AC-like. The record is from RefSeq and is a predicted model, not a curated record. Bases 134 to 5905 code for a protein of 1923 amino acids. NCBI's taxonomy places the organism in Eukaryota, Metazoa, Arthropoda, Insecta, Orthoptera, Acrididae. The transcript has 4 exons.
GACGGCAGCAUUUGUCUCCGAAGAGCCGGUGUCAUCAGCCUUCUGCCGGGGAAUAUCGUCUCCAUCGGCGGCCGCAGACGAGCGGCUAAUGUCAGUAUAAGAACGGCCGGGGCGUCGCGACGAUUCGUGAAACAUGGUGGUCUGCCCCAGGGGCCUUCUUUUGCUACUGCUGCUCCUGGUGAGUGAGCUGUGUGUAUCUCCUCAUCCCGUUAGCGCUUGCUGCUUGGAGAAAACCACCGCCGACAGUAGCAUCGGGUAUGGGUCAGCUGACGGCACUGGAGUCAAACCUUCGAGCUUCUUGGGGCCUGGUGAACGCAGUAGUGUCCCUGCUACUGCGAUGUCCGCAGACGUCACCGCUACAAAGCAACGCAACGUGUACCAGGCUCGAAGGCUGAGACGCUCCGGAAGACGUCGAUGGGUAGCUGCCGGUCCAGUGAGAAUCCGCAAUUUGAAUUCGCAAAGCAAAGACGCUAAGAGCUCUAUAAUGACAGAAAAUGAAACUGAUCGAAAUAAGACGCGGAAUGUGACAGCAAAGACACUAUUGCCGCAGUAUUCUACGAGUGUCUCAACGCAUGAGUCAGAGAGUGUCACUGGAUCUUACGUUGUACAUGCAAGGGAACUUCCUCAAGUUCACCGUCUUCAAGGAGACAUGAAGUCUUUGAAGACAGCUCAAAUUGAAGAUCUGACAUCACGUGCAGUCACUUCAAGAUUCGGUGAGACUGAAGAGACUUCCGUUCAACCUCUCCCUGCACAAAGCACCAUCAUGUUUGAGGAAGAAACUUCACAACGCUCGCUGGAAGCAGAUGGCGAGCGUUCUGAAAGUUCAAAGCUGAAACUCGUGUCAUAUAGCGGUGAUGGUACACAAACCACUGAAUCAUACAUUAGUACUGAGCAGAGCCCUUCAUUAGGUAUACAUUUACAGUCUACAUCAGAAAAUAAAAUUUUAUUCUCAGACAAAAGCAGAGGUUUCGUUAGUACCACAACAGCAACGAACGCAAGAGAUAGUUCAGUACUUCACAAUAACGACAAAGCAAACUCAAAGCACGUGCUACCGCAGGCUACUUUGCAGCAGUUACGCGGAUUCCCUGACAGUGAAACACAGCAAUCUUUCUCCACUGACCAUGUUGACCUGGAAGAAACGACACGAGGUGGCAGCAGCCCAACUGAGCCUCCUGAUACAGAGUCAUUAGGUUCAGAAGUGACACCAUCACCGUCUCAUGACUGGAUCGAUGCUGGCGAUAUAGCUGAACACAAAACAUCCAUUGGGCCUCCAUCGGGGCUUUCGCGAUUGCCGAGUAAGCAUCUUUGGAAGUCAGAUGAGUUUUACCAGCAAACAGAAACGAAUGGUUCGACAACAGAGUUCUCAACAGUCGUGCCGAUUAAUUUAGUUGGCAAGUCGGACCACACGACAACGCAUGGCACUCUUAUCUCAAGCCAAGGGAUGCCACAGUCUACUCUUAAGCAGCAGCAAGGACCUCCUUACUUAGAGAAGUCUGUCAGCGGUAAACGGUCAGAAGCGUCUAAUGAUUCCGUCAGUACAACACUUAUUCCACUCCCAGAAGAGAAUGUGUCCUUGAGGCAGUUGGCGGAUUCUAGCAAUGUCAGUCAAGAAACCUAUGAUAUCAUACCGCCUUUGGGACAGUCAACGUCACUAAGCAGUCAAUCGUGGAAGGCAGCUAACGUGUCUCACCCAUUGCCACAGGAGACAAAGGAAUCCGAAUCCAAGCUGUCGGUAUCUAUGACGAAUCGUCGUGAUUAUAUCAGCACUGCUGAGUCAAGCAGUAUUUUACCAAAUGCCACUAUUCGUCAGUUACAUGGACCUCCUGACAAUAAAUCAGAGUCUUCUACCUCAUCUGUCACUCCAAAGCAGGAGAAUAGUACUCCAGUAAAAUUGUGGAAUGAAUCACAAGUUUUGGGGUCAGAAAAAACACCUGCAUAUAACUGGCCUUCUGUUAGUACUGACGGCCGCAACAAUGAAGAAACGUCUUCUACUGAACCGCCACUAGGUCUUUCACAGUUACCAAGCACACGCCCAUGGAAGUCAGUUGCUUUUCCACAGGAACUGGAAACGGUUCCUUCAGCCAUCGAGGUGCCUGCAUCGGCAUUGGCUACAGGAGAGGCUGCGAGCCAACUCCAUGUUACCAACGCUGCUGAUUCAAACCAUGCAGAACCAAAGGCCACCGUGAAGCAGCUGCAUGGACCUCCUGACAGCAAAAUUCAGUUAUAUCACUGGGGCCCAGAGAAGAGACUCCCUUCACAUCGCUGGCCAGACUUCGGAGUUUCUACUGGUCAUGAGAGUCAGGAAGCAUCUUCCAUGGGACACCAACAGGGACUUUCACGGUUACCCAGCAAACGCCUAUGGAAGUCUGUUGUUGUUCCACAGAAACUGGAAACGGUUGCUUCAGACACCGGAACGCCUGCGUCCUCACUGGUGUCUACAGAAGAGACGUCUAGCCAUCCACACGUUGUCAACAGUGCUGAUUCAAACCACGUAAUACCAGAAACCACCGUGAAGCAUGGGCCUUCUGACAGUGAAAUUCUACGGUAUCCUCCGUCCAAAACUGCCAGUGCAAAGGACCGAAUGAAAGCUAAUGAUGGUCGAGCAGAUACUUCCAAAACAGAUCACUGGGGUCCAGAGAAGAGACUCCCGUCGUAUCGCUGGCCAAACUUUGGAGUUCCUACUGGUCGAGACAGUGAGAAAGCAUCUUCCAUGGGACCUCAACAGGGACUUUCACGGUUACCCAGCAAACGCCUAUGGACUUUAGUUAACAAUGCACAACCAAUGAUAACCAAAGAUAGGACCACAGAGUCUGCAUCUGUUUUGACGAAUGCUGGUGCUACAUUGAGCCACGGCAGCGUCAUUGACACUGCUGUUUCAAGCCACGUGAUACCAAAAGCCACUGUGAAACAACUGCGUGGGCCUCCGGACAGAGAAACUGAGUGGUAUCCUCUAUCGGAAUUUGUUAAGCCAGGGGGCCGAAGAGAAGAGAACAGCAGUCCAACCGAGUCCUCACAGACAUAUGGCUGGGGCCCAGAGAAAACACAGCCAUCUUACAGACGUCCAGAUGGUAUGACGAUUGAUUACGAGAGGCAGGAGACAUCCAUCCCCCGCCCUCCACCUGGACAUCCGCAAGUGCCCAGUAAGGAUCCGUGGGAUUCAUCUGAUAUUUCUGAAAGAGGAGACGCGAGAGGUCCGGCCAUAAAACAACUAUUAACCACCGAAAAACAAGCAGGGACGUUGAAGUCUAGUAACAAUGAGCAGUAUCAGUUAAAAGAGGAGCAGAACGUUCCUGUCAACGCUGUAACUCCAAAGACAGAACCUAGUUUUCUGCCUAUUUUGAGGGCGGCACAUCUCUUGUUAGAAGCCGCAAAGAAACAAGCCGACGGACCUUCUGACACGGAGUUGCAACGCUCAUCUACGAACGAAACUGCUACAGCCCUGAGAGAGUCAGAGCUCUCUCGAAUAACAAAACAGUUGUCUACCAUCACGCAAUUGCUUAUUUCUGGAUUGCUACUGAACGUACUCACCACUAAGCAACUGCAAGGUUGUUCCCUAGACAGCCCUCUACUGAACUCUACCUCAGAGGAGUUGCUGGGACCUACACUGACGUCACUAAACUUAUCUACUGCUGAUGUUGUAACAGCCGCCCCUGGUGUGGCGAGUAGUUACCCAGUCGACUCUCACUACAAAGACACCUCAGUGUGGAAUACUUCUUCGGAAACGUCAACAGGUGCCUCCGACACGUUCUCCAUUCGAUCCUGGGUGUCCCGGCCAAUACCAGUUGUCCCGCUUCCUGAGGGAGUGAGCGACGUAGUUGGUGAUCAUCCGUCCCCGGAUGGGCUGCCUCCUCCACCACCUCCAGAUUUCACGAACGAGGAACUAGACGGUGUAGAAUCAGUCGGUGGAAGCUUGGCGAGCGGUUGGCACACCACGACGACGCAGUCUCCUCAAGGCUGCGAUGCAUCAAGUGCAGCGACUUCUCAGCCUCCAGCCAACUACUGGGACACCACUCAAUCACCAUACAACUACUGGUAUCCUACCACUACAACUACUCAGUCGCCCUACAAUUACUGGUACCAAAAUAUGAAUACGACUCAGUAUCCCUAUAACUACUGGAACCCCAGCACUACUACAACACAAUCUCCUCAAAAUUACUGGAAUACAAAUGAAGCUACUACUCAGCGUCCUUAUAAUUACUGGGGUACAAGCACAACUGCAAUACGUCCUCCUUACAACUAUUGGUAUACAAAUAAAGACACAACUCAGAAUCCUCUCAAUUACUGGGGUACAACCACAUCCACAACACCAUCUCCUUAUGACUACUGGAAUACAAACCAGAACCCACAAAAUUUCUGGGAGACAACUAAUACGACUACAGCAAGUCCUUACGAUUAUGGGCAGACAGCCACCACUACGACUCAGUCGCCUUACAGUUAUUGGUCUACAACGACACAAGACCCGCGUUACUGGUAUACAACACCAACAAGUUUAACGCCCACAAAGUCACCGUACGAAAUUUGGUACGAUUAUUGGUACGGUAACACCACAACGAGUACUAAAUCACCUUACGAAAGCUGGUACGAUAAUUGGUACGGUAACGUCACAACAACUACCAAGUCACCGUACGAAAACUGGUAUGAUACCUGGUAUGGUAGUACAACAACAACAACAACAACAACAACGACAACCAAGUCACCGUAUGAAAACUGGUACGAUAACUGGUAUGGUAACGCAACAACAACAACCAAGUCACCCUACGAAGACUGGUACGCUAAUUGGUAUGGUAACGCCACAACAACUACCAAGUCACCCUACGAAAACUGGUACAACUACUGGUAUAGUAGUUCCACUACAACGACAAAGUCACCUUAUGACAGCUGGUUCGACUACUGGUCAAAGAAAAGCACGACGACGACAACACCGACGACGAGUGAGCCACAGUCACAAUAUAACUGGUACUAUGGCUGGCCAACGACUACAACGAGCAGGCCGCCGCCGACGAACCCAACACAGUCCCAGUACAACUGGUACUCUGGCUGGCCAACCACAACCAGCCCUAGUACUACCGAGCCACCAACUACACAGCGGCCAUGGUACGACUACUGGUCGACACCAUCUACCACCACGAGCAAACCACCGACAAAUGAACAAUCACAGUACAACUGGUAUUACGGCUGGCCAACACAGACCACACCAAAGAGUACAGAGCCACCUACUACACAGCGACCAUGGUACGACUACUGGUCAACGACGUCUCGUCCACCAAGUACACAAUCGCAGAACAACUGGUUCGACAGCUGGAGGAUACCCACAACAACGCAGCGGCCGUGGUACGAUUACUGGUCGACAACCAGUCGUCCUCAUAGCGGUCAGUCGCAGUACGACGGGUACCACAACUGGCUUGGCACCACAACUGCAACAGCGACCUCGCAGCCUCCAACGGAACUUCCGACAACCACUCGUAGCCCGUGGUAUGACUACUGGGGAACCACAAAGCGACCUUACGUGUGGUACAACAGCUGGGGAAAUGGCCCAGCCGCCACCACCACCACCACCACCACCGAGUCUCCAACUUCACAAGCACAGGCCACCGGGUCCCCGCCGUACAGUUACUGGUCUCCUGGUCAACAGCCAGCUGAUCCGAUGCAGUCUUCCGACAACACCGUCUCGUCUGGUGGCAAACCUCUAGUGCAACAGCUGCAGGGCACUCACUAUAAUCCUGACGGCAGUUACGUCUUGGACAUGCCAGGGCAUCACGAGGAGGGCUUUUAUAGGGUCCCUGCCGGUGGAGGUGCACCAGUGUUCGUGAAGCAAGGCUAUUACACGUACACGGACGGUACUGGAAGACAACAUACCGUUUCCUACGUCGCGGACGAGUACGGCUAUAGGACAAGCGAUUCGUGAGACCUAUACUCAACGGCGACCUAGAUGUCUGGUCUCGGGGUAACAGCUCUUCCUGCACAUCGAGUCAUCUGGUAUUUGAGCACGUGUCGAAGCACACCUGUUCCUGGUCGAAAAGGCGGUGGGUAUUGCCACGUCUAGGUCUGCCCAGCGCUCGGUAGACGCGUUUACCUGCAAACGCAUUUCAAAUGUUCUCGAUACAAGUAGAAACAAUAAUCAACACAAAGACUUAUCAAGGACUUCAGUCGUGUGAAGACAUAAUGCAACCACAGAAAACAUUGCUUCAUCUUAUCCUUCCCCUUUAUUGGUCCUCUUAGCGACAUUCGCACAAAAUUUGUGUUCCUCGUCAUAAUAUUUCGAUCAUUCUUCCACGUGUUAAAGUUGUUAUUAAUGCCUGAGCAGUGUGUCCGGGAACUGAGUAACUCCCGUACAGGUGAUGUCGAAGCGGAAAAUAUUAUUCGUGUGAAGAGGAAUAUAACUUACAGGUAAUCCUUUAUUCCCAAAUACAAAGGGAUGUGAAUCGUCAUUAAGAAGAUUCCGCAAUAUUUUGCACUACUUGCGAAGCGAAGAACACGUCAUCGGAAUUAUUCGUGAGCAAUUAAGCUCUCACUUGUAAGAUGCACUACCGGCAGUCGAGUUCUUCUUAAGUUCUGACACAGUGCCUUUAUUCCCCAUGUCAGUUGUCCUAUUUGGUUUUAGUAGAGCUAUACGGCGUUUGUAGAAAGCGAAACUAAUUUGUCAUUUAGGUUCUAAAGCCGUUUAUGCUUCCAUUACGGUACCCUCAUUUUUACUGUAACCAAGUAUUGCACCACAUAGAUUAUCUUGGACUUAAUCUCAAAACAGCAAUCUACUCAGUACCGUAAAAUAAAACACAAGAAAUGUUUGCUCUUAUCAGGAAGUGUAUCUCAUCCCAAUUAUUAACGUAAUAAGCAGUGUCUGUCUGAGCUUCAAAACAUUGUCUAUGUUUUAAUGUAUAUAAUUACUAAUCUACGUGAAGCGAAAACUUUGUGUAUUAUUUAUAUCAAAAUCUCAUUCAUAAUUUUCUGAACCAAAAUGUAUUUAUUGUAGAAUAAGAAAUGAUUGAAUGUGUGUAAGCUACCAGGCUUGUCGCUAUAUUUGUAGUUGAAGUGCUGGUGCAAGCAAGAACUGAAAUGGUGAAACUAUGGUGAAAUUAUGAGUUGAUAUAAACAAAUUCAUGACCCCAAAAAUCAAUUGGCCAACGCUAUCCGACUACAAUAACGAAAACAAAGUUAAAUAAGCAGCUAACCCAAGUCGCACAAUUCAAUAAAUAGCAGUCACAGCACCAAUAAAGUCAGUGCACAUGAAAAACACUUUUAAGCUGAUAUCUAAACUGUCAAAUUGUAAUAGAGGACAGCUUAUUGUCCAUCACUGUGCUAUCUGGGUCACUGUUCAAUGGGGACUGAUGCCCUUUAAUGUAAUUGCAAU